AUGUCAUUUCCAGAUGUACUCCAACGAGGAAAUGAUUUUCUCAGUGAAUAUCCAAGAGACCUGUCUUUUUGGAAUCCUUUGAGUAAACUCACCUGUCUUGCAGUCAUCGGUGCUUCUAAGGCAUUUGUAUAUUCUGCCUACAAACCAAAGAUCUUUGGACUUGAAAAACUUGAUGAUGCCUUAGCGAAAUCGAAGAAUGAAAAUCGAGGUCUACUUACAAUCAUGAACCAUAUGAGUGUGGUUGAUGAUCCUUUUCUAUGGGGGAUUUUACCAUUUAGAUACUACAGGGAUGUUGAUGCUAUUAGAUGGGGGCUCGGGGCCUCCAAUGUAUGUUUUACCAACAAUGCCUUGAAAUAUUUCUUUAGUUUGGGCAAAGUUCUUGCAACUGAAAGAUUCGGGCGUGGUCCGUUCCAAGGAUCUAUUGAUGCUGCAAUUAGAAUCCUCUCCCCUGACGAUACCUUGGAUUUAGAGUAUUAUCCAACCUGUGUACAAGCGAAUAUCAAAAAAUCAUCAAUUCAGCGACUCGCCAAACCAGAAUUCAUCAGUGACAAAAUUAAGCCGUCAUCCACGGUUAUUGAAAAACUCAAACAAUCAUCGCCCAUUCAAAGAUCUCGUCCAAGCUGGUUCCACAUCUUCCCUGAAGGAUUUGUCCUUCAGCUUGAAUCACCACAUUCAAAUUCCAUGCGUUACUUCCACUGGGGGGUCUCUCGUCUUGUUUUAGAAAGUACAAAAUCGCCAAUUAUAUUGCCAAUUUUCUCCACAGGGUUUGAGAAGAUUGCUCCUGAGUCGGCAGCGGAAUCUCCACUUGAAAGAUUCUUGCCUCGCAACUUCCGUCAUGAAAUCAAUGUGAUUUUCGGCGACCCAAUCAAUGAUGCCAUCAUUGAUGGGUUCCGUGCCGAAUGGCGUAAAUUGGUGGAUAAGCACUAUGACCCAGCAAAUCCUUUUGAUUUGAGUGAGAAAUUGAAGUUUAGUAAGGAAGCCGAAGAGCUAAGAAGCAGAAUCGCUGCGACUCUUAGAGAAGCAGUGGCUGAAAUCAGACACAAUGCAGGAAAUUUCCCAGUCGAAGACGAUAGAUUUAAAAGCCCUGCAUUUUGGAAGCGUUUCACCCUCAGUGAAGGUGAAAGUGAUCCUGAUAUUAAAUUCAUUGGUAAGAACUGGGCAAUCAGAAGAUUACAGAAGUUUUUGCAAGACGAUUUUGAUAAACAAGUGGAGGUUGCCAGAAAGGAAGAAGAAGAAAAGAAGCACUGA
Molecule: messenger RNA, 1248 nt
Organism: Saccharomycopsis crataegensis
Lineage: Eukaryota; Fungi; Ascomycota; Saccharomycetes; Ascoideales; Saccharomycopsidaceae
Gene: TAZ1
Product: lysophosphatidylcholine acyltransferase
Exons: 1
Coding region: 1-1248 (415 amino acids)
Biological process (GO): inner mitochondrial membrane organization; cardiolipin acyl-chain remodeling
Cellular component (GO): mitochondrial membrane
Molecular function (GO): 1-acylglycerophosphocholine O-acyltransferase activity
Source: RefSeq, a predicted model, not a curated record